Molecule: messenger RNA, 4785 nt
Organism: Contarinia nasturtii (swede midge)
Lineage: Eukaryota; Metazoa; Arthropoda; Insecta; Diptera; Cecidomyiidae
Exons: 10
Coding region: 1676-3769 (697 amino acids)
Source: RefSeq, a predicted model, not a curated record
UGGAUUUUUAUUCUUGUUCAAUGGAACCAUGUAGUUAAAUAUAUUAAAAAAUGUCAAGAUAACAAUAGUGCCCGAAAUUUAUUUGGCACUCAACGUAUUUAAACCACGCACAAUUUUCAAAAUAUUUAGAUUCCUUCAAAUAAGUAUUAUUCAUUACAACAAGUGUAACUGAAGAAUUUACAUCAAUUGAUACAACAAUAUACAGUGAAAUUGGCGAAGUGUUAAAAUUAAUACACAAUUCCAUUGGCUUUUAAGCUGUUACGCCGGAAAAUGACUAAAUUAAAAUAAAUAAAAACACAUCAAACUUCCUGUAUCAAAACUAUCCCACAUUUUCCCACUAUAUGUGCACAUUGUAUACAAAUCUAUAUAUCACACCACACCACAUUACAUUUUCUUUAUUUUUAUGUAUGCUCUUAGACUUUGAAAUUGGAAUCAUUAUUAUUUAAUGAUAUAUAAGGCGUUGGCGUUUUUCCAAAUAAUUUCUGCUUUAUAGAAAAUCAUUCUUUGCAUGUUAAAAUUGAAUUGUUUAAAUUCUGAAAAAGGAAUUAUUCACCAAGAAUUUACAAAAUGAUAAGUAGCUGUUCUAUUAAGCAUUUGAAAUAUUUUCGAUAAAGGGGUAUUUACACAAUCAGACAAUAGUAAUAGUACAUAGUAUUAUAAGAUUAGCUAUUGAUAAGAUAAAUUAGUAUGUCCAUAUUCAUACACUUAUGCAACAUAUGUACUCAAAAGAUUAUGAUAAAUGUAUAUGAAGUGUUUUUGAUCACUUGAAUUUAUAAUGUUCAGCCAAUUUGUUUACAAAAUAUUUAUAUUAAAAAUAAAUAUAGUUUCAUUUGUAUUGUAGAGUAGCAUUUCAAUCAUGAGAAUGAGAUAAAAAUCAUGUAGAUUACUACAAAACUUCCAAAAGUUGAAAAAAGUUAAAUAAAUAUCAUAGUUUUGACACAAUUUCGUGUUCACUGACUGUCUUCUAUGAUAUAUAAUGCACAAACCAUAAACUAGUUUUUUUUUUCAUUCUACAUUCCGGAAAUUCAAUGCAAACUAAGAUAAGCAUUAAUACAGUAACAAAUGCAUUUAGGAUAUAUAGCUGAUAGCGACUACUAAAAUAUAGCUAAUUUAUUUUACGACAGUUUUUAUAUGAAUAAACGGUAGAACAUUAGUUUUUUUUUUGUUAUUGCUGCCAUAAAUUUAUGAAGUGUAAAGAUGAAUUGAAAUGUUAAGGUUCAUUUAAUUAAAUGGAUGGUAAAUUUAUGCUAAAUCAAGUUGAGUGGCAUAUAGUUCAUCAUUCACCUUUCAUAUGGUCAAAGUGUUCAUUUAUUCAUUGGUAAACCUUUGGAAAGAGGAACAUAAAUAUAAUCAAGAAUACUUAUCGAAAUAACCGUCAAUAGAGCUGCUAUUGUGCUGUGGUCAAUAUAAGAAUACAAAGUCCCUUGGCCUAGUUUGUAUAUUAGUUCUUAUGAUAGUUUUUCUAUUAAGAAGCAUAUAUAAAAUAUAUUGUUAUGCGUUUAAUUUAGUGAAAAUGUCUUGAUUAUUGAAUGCAAGUUGUUAUAUCGUUUGUACUUGAUACAUUGUUUGAAUCGUGAGUUAUGAUAAUAAAUUUAUAUGUAUUAUAUAUAGAGCUACAGUUAAAGUUUAUAAAAGGUUAAAGGGACUUUUUUCAAAAAAAAAAAGAUAAAUAAGCAUGUAUGCAGCAGCUGCUGGACACUCAGUUAGUGCCAGGCAAAAAAGAAAAGUCCAACAGGCCCAAAAUGUUAAAAACAAAGCUUUACUGCAGCAAGGAUUGAAAGAUAAACUUGCUGCUUCAAGAGCUUCGAAUUUAACACCAAAAGCACAAAGUCGACAGUUUCAUAAUCUACCAUCCUCAUAUCUUCGUGCUCCACAAGCACAUGUGCGAAAGCUCAGUGCCGGUUAUACGACACAAAAUAAAAUCUUAGUACCAAUAAAUGAAUCGAACAAUCAGUACUUUGCACAUUUCCAUAAUCACCAUCACUAUCAUACACACGAACAUGAACAUCCUUCCCUAGCACAUGAACAUCAUCAUCACCAUCGGCCAGUUUCACCUCGGCCCACUUCUGCUCACCACUUGAGCACUCAACGGCUAAUAAAAUCAGCAACUGCUUCGAUACCACUUGUAUCACAAUAUGAAUUCACACCACCGGACAGUCCAUCAUUAAAGCCUCAUAUAUCCACAGUCGAUUAUGAUGAUGAUAAUGGAGAUGCAUUUAAUAAAAUAAAUGUUCCGUGCAUUGUUAUACCGGCUUCGCCAGUGCCACACACACCUGAACAAUUGGAACGCAAAUGUAGCUUCUACCGAGGAAGAAAAUGUGACGAUCAUUUAAGGAAAGACGAUACAGACUAUGACGACGAUUAUCCAAUAAAAAAGACGCUCAAGCAAUCAGGUCUAUUGGAAAGAUGGACUGAUUCGGAAUGUUAUGACUCGGAGCACCAGAGUAUUUGCACAUGUGAACACAUUGAGAAGCGAAUUGCUAAAAGAAGACGCAUGCGCAGAGAAGGACGCUUAUACGAUUUACCAAGCAAUGUAUCUGUAAAACAAUUGCAGCCGUUUCCGCAGUACCCACCCGAUCAGUGGGUCGGAGAUCUUGACACAAGCUGUGCACAAGGACGUGCAGCAUGGACGCAGGAACGCGGUCGUGUUGACAUUUCUGAAAAUCCAGCUUCUUGUCAUCGACGCUGGGUAAAACGUAAUCGCAUACACGAUUCGUCACUGGGUGGUUCCUCAGAUGAUGAUGACUUUUUGGGGGCGCUAAGAGGGCCCAGUUCAUUUGCAAAUGCUUUUCUUUAUGUGGGCCUGGGAACAGUUGCACUUGGUUUAGUUAUUGUUUUUGUUGGUACCGGUGAAAAAGGUUUCAAAACUGUUGAACUAAGAUUAAUUGGGCCGUCGUUAAUUGGUAUUGGACUACUAUGUUGUAUCCUUCGAAUCUUCUUCUGCAUAUGUCCAUCAAACUGUAUAUCGUCCAAUCGACGGAAAAUAAAGCAGAAAAAUGGAAAAAUAGAUGUUGAUCAUACAACGUCAUUGCUUUGUUCUGAUAAUAAGCGUGUGUUAAUAGCACAAUCGACACAGACAAAAUAUCCACAAGAAGCUUUAAAUUUCAUGAAGACACAUCCCAAUAGCAAAAUGAACGAGGGAAUGGAGACGCUACGGCAAAUUGCAACCACUUCAUUAUUUUUACAAAGUGAAAAAAACAACUUUUCAUCAGCAAAUAUAGCACCGAGCCUCGAAAAAAAAGUAGAUGAUUUGGAAGUUGUAAGCGUUAGCGAUGAAGAAGAUAUUGGAACGUUAGUAAACAUAAAAAAUGGCUUUGAAAAGAAUACUUCAAAAAUCAGAGAACACACAGCAUGCUCUAUACUAGAUACAGCAAUAAAAACACCAGACACAUCAUUUAUACUAGAACCAGUGCGAGAGGAGCAGCUCAAACCGAAUAAGUUAUCCAGAUUUCGAGCACCUUUGAAUCAACAAAAAUGCAUUAAAGAUUCUGUUUGUAGCAAAAAUAUGUUGGACGUACCACCAAUGAAUUUGAUUGAAUGUGAAGAACGUGAAUUAAAUUAUACAAGCACAAACUUUUCAUUUAUUUCAUCACGUGAUGAAAUUCAAGAUGAGGGGGGACAUUUGUUACCGUUGAAUAGAAUGGAUGCAGUAAAAUCUACUGUAGAUUCAAAACCAUCUACGGUACAAUCUGCAAUCACUUCUUUUUCGAACAAUGUCGGUAAUUUUGAGCCAGAGCUUGUUCUUAGCCCAGCAAAGUUAGGCCAAUAGUUCAAAUACGAAGAAUUGUUUUCCGAAAAGUUGUUUUUUUUUUUUAUUUCAAAUUUGUAUGCUGAAAAAAACAGAAGAAACGUUGAUGCUGAAAAGCUUAUGGACAAUACUUAAAUUAUUGAUUCAAGGUACAAAAUUAUAAAAUAGACCUUUACGCCAGGGGUUAGAUACUGUAAAUCAUAAUCUGUGUAAUCUUAGAUUACUUUAGAGUCGUCGAGAAUUGUUAAUUUUAUAAUGAAGUCGAAAUUUCAAUGAUUUCCGCCAUCUUGAAUUCGUGGAAUCGCAGGAAUCUUCGGUCUAAAAACCGAAUAGUUUGUUCACCUUGUGUCUAGCCCCUAGCACCAAAGACAAAGUUUUUCUUUACUUUUCAAAAUGCCAACUCUCUCCUUCUAUUAAAAAACAAGUUAAUUGCGAAGAUUAAAUUGUGUUCCACUUUGUUUUCCUACUAUACAAUAUAUAUUCUCUAACGUUCUUUUGAAUUUUUAUAUUUAUUUAUAGAUAUAUUUCGUUUUAUUUUUCACUUAUUUUUCGUUUUAUCAAUGCUGAAAAUAGUUUUCACUUGACAAUCAUAAGAGAUCAGCAAUUAUGGUUGAAUAACAGAUGAAUUAUGAAAAGUUUAUACUUCUAAAAGAAUGAAAUUUUCUUUUUCGUUCAUAUGUUUAUAAUUUUUCUGACAGUUUGAAUUCUCAUUUACCUUAAGAAAAACAACUUAAAAUACGAAAUCAAAUGGUGAUCGACAUACAUUCUUAUUUGAGCGAAUGCAAUUAAAAACUGACAAAUAUUUAACUAUAAAAACAAUGAUCGCUUUAUACAUGUAUGUAGAAAUAAAAGAGAAUGUUAUUAAAAUCAAAUGUUUUUGUUUACGGAAAAAUGAACGAAAGAGCUUCAUUUGAGAAAAUAAAAAAAUCUCGACAUUUACCCUAAAAAAUGAUGAAACAUAAGCUUUAAGGGUAAGUUUUUGUUAAGAAAAAAAUGUUGCCAAAUGUUCUAAUUCACACAAAUUAUGUAAAUUACUG